GGGAGCACGGGGGGAGGGUCAGGGACACUCUAAGGGUCUGAGCAUCCGCAACGAGAAAGUGAUUUGGAGGGAAGUGGGGGAAGAACAGGGCUGGGACUGAGAAGGGUGAGGGGAGCAGGGUUACUCCUGGAGCCGGGACCCCAUGCCCAGGUCAAUGCGGGAGGAGCGGGGCCAUCCCCAGCCCAUUGGGGACUGAGGGGGGUGUAACGGGGCUGCCUCCCACCAUGGGAUGCCCAAGGCUGAACUCCGGCUCCUGCGUGCUGCUGCUGCUCAUGCUGCCAGUGCUGCAGGUGAGAGCGACGCAUCCCGACUGCUCCAUCAUCCUCUACUUCCAAGAGCGAGAGAAUGAGUGCCUGGAGGCCAUCAGGAGUGAGAGCCAAACACAGCCCCCCAAUGGGCAGCGAGGCUGCCGGACAGCGUGGGAUGGAGUGAGCUGCUGGCCAGCCAUGCCUGUGGGUCAGUCCUACGCUGUUGCUUGUCCUGAUGUCCCCCACAUCUUCAAGAAGUCCCAAGUGCUGAUCCACAGGAACUGCACUGAGGUGGGAUGGAGUCCCCCCAGCCCACCCUACUACAGCGCCUGUGAGCUGGAGCCUGUUGGGAGCAGCAACAACACUGAGGCCAAGAGAGGUUACUUCAUCACCAUGAAGGUGCUCUACACCUGCGGCUACUCCACAUCCUUGGCAGCCCUGUUCAUGGCCAUUGGAAUCUUCUCCUGCUUCAGGAAGCUGCACUGUACCAGGAACUCCAUCCACAUCCACUUCUUCACCUCCUUCAUCCUACGUGGGGCUUCUGUGCUCAUCAAGGACGCCGUCCUCUUCUCUGAUGAGUCUGUUGACCACUGCACCAUGUCAACGGUGAAGUGCAAAGCAUCCAUUGCCUUUGUGCAGUACUCAGUGUUGGCCAACUUCUUCUGGCUGCUGGUGGAGGGCAUGUACCUGCAGACCCUGCUGCUGCUCACCUUCACCUCUGACCGGAGCUACAUCUGGUGGUAUAUCCUCAUUGGAUGGGGUGUCCCCGUGUUGACGGUGUGUGUGUGGGUGUUCACCAGGCUGCAGUACGACGACCAUGGGUGCUGGGAUGACUACAGCAGCCCCUACUGGUGGGUGAUCAAGGCUCCCAUCCUCCUGGCCAUAUUUGUGAACUUCCUCAUCUUCCUCAACGUCACCAGGAUGUUGGCACAGAAGAUCCGAUCCCCAGACAUCAGCAAGAACCACAAGCAGCAAUACAUGAGGCUGACCAAGUCCACGCUGCUCCUCAUCCCCCUCUUUGGGGUGCACUACGUGGUGUUCGCACUCUUCCCUGAGCACAUCGGGGUGGACGCCCGGCUGUACUUUGAGCUGGUCCUCGGUUCCUACCAGGGUUUCCUGGUGGCUCUGCUCUAUUGCUUCCUGAAUGGGGAGGUGGGCAUCCAACACACAAGGGACCCCCCUCACUGGCACCCAAGCCCCUCAUGGAGCAGUGCAGCUCCCACCCCAUGGGUGCCCCAACUGCCAGCACCAAUCCUGGUGUCACUUCAGGUCCAGGCUGAGAUCAAGAGAAACUGGGGCAAGUGGCAGACAUCCAUGGAGAGCAACGUCUUCAACAUGGCAACCCAAGACUUCACGGCGUGAUGAGGAUGGCAGUCAGGGGACAUUCCUCCCUAAGGAUGGUGGCCAUAGAAACAAAGGGGGAUUUAAAUGCAUUCCCUUAUGAGAAGAUGCCAACACAGCCCCCAGCAGCCAACCUGAGCGGGGAGAAGCCGCCACUGCAGCCCAUUCUGCUCACAACACCCCAUCUGCUGCCCUGGUUAGGAAGGCAUCGGAUGCCCCUUCCCAAACCUCUCCUGGCUUUGCUGAGCCACCUGAUCUCAGCAGAGCUUCUCAGGCUUUCUAGGUUGUAAUUUCUCCCCAUGGCCAAGUGCCCUUCCUUAAAUAAAACCCACAGAUUGGCCUCAU
Molecule: messenger RNA, 1934 nt
Organism: Coturnix japonica (Japanese quail)
Lineage: Eukaryota; Metazoa; Chordata; Aves; Galliformes; Phasianidae
Product: vasoactive intestinal polypeptide receptor 1-like
Biological process (GO): adenylate cyclase-modulating G protein-coupled receptor signaling pathway; cell surface receptor signaling pathway
Cellular component (GO): plasma membrane
Molecular function (GO): G protein-coupled peptide receptor activity; vasoactive intestinal polypeptide receptor activity; peptide hormone binding
Source: RefSeq, a predicted model, not a curated record